GGUGUGUGGGGAGGGAGCCGGGGCGGCCGCGGCACUCCUGCCGGGGGAGCGUCCCGACGGCCUGGGCUCUCCCGCCCCCUUCCCGUGGUUGCCCCCCCCGCAUCUCGCUGUGGAACGGGCCGAGCCCGGAACUCGGCGCUGCCGGCCGGCCUCGUAAGAUGGAGGUGGGGGAGCCGAGCCCGGGCGGCCGGGCGGGCAGCAGUGCCGACAGCCUGGCGGAGGAGGAAGAGGACGUGGACGAGGAGGGUCCUGGCAGCGGCCGGUCCAGCCGCACCUCAUCGCUGGUGAGCGGGCUGCUUACCGAGCUCUACAGUGCCGCUGAGGCGGCCGCCCCCUCGGGCAACGCUCGCUCCCGCGUUCUCCGGGAGCUGCAGCAGCAGCGGCCGAGCCAGGUCAAGUACCUGCGGCUGAAAGAUGUCGCUGAACUAACAACUAUAAAACAAGAACUGAAUUACAGAAUUACUGUUCAGUCAGCAAAGUUGCUUCGUCUUCUGAAGCAGAAAGACAGGCUUGUGCAAAAAGUCCAGAAGAACUGUGAUAUCGUCACAGCUUGUUUACAGGCAGUUUCCCAGAAACGAUGGGUUGAUACAAAAUUGAAAUUCACUCUUGAACCAUCUCUAGGUCAAAAUGGUUUUCAGCAGUGGCAUGAUGCACUCAAAGCAGUGGCCAGAUUGCCAACAGGCGUACCAAAAGAAUGGCGAAGAAAGGUUUGGCUGACUCUAGCUGAUCAAUACUUACACAGUAUAGCCAUUGACUGGGAUAAAACUAUGCGUUUCACAUUCAAUGAAAGAAGUAAUCCUGAUGAUGACUCUAUGGGCAUCCAGAUAGUAAAGGACCUUCACCGAACUGGCUGCAGUUCUUACUGUGGCCAAGAGGCAGAGCAAGAUCGAGUGGUAUUAAAACGUGUUUUGCUGGCUUAUGCCAGGUGGAAUAAAUCUGUUGGCUAUUGUCAAGGAUUUAACAUUCUAGCUGCACUUAUUCUGGAAGUAAUGGAAGGCAAUGAAGGGGAUGCCCUGAAAAUCAUGAUUUACCUCAUUGAUAAGGUGCUUCCUGAUAGCUAUUUUGUCAAUAAUCUUCGCGCUCUCUCUGUGGAUAUGGCUGUUUUCCGAGAUCUUUUACGAAUGAAGCUUCCUGAACUGUCCCAGCAUUUAGACACACUGCAAAGAGCUGCUAACAGAGAAAGUGGAGGAGGAUAUGAACCCCCGCUUACAAAUGUCUUCACAAUGCAGUGGUUUCUGACACUCUUUGCUACUUGCUUGCCUAACCAUACAGUUCUGAAGAUCUGGGAUUCAGUAUUCUUUGAAGGCUCUGAAAUUAUACUGAGAGUAGCUUUGGCUAUCUGGGCAAAGUUAGGAGAGCAAAUAGAGUGUUGUGAAACUGCAGAUGAGUUUUACAGUACCAUGGGCAAGCUGACCCAGGAGAUGCUGGAAGACAGUCUGAUUGACAGCAAUGAACUCAUGCAGACUGUGUAUACCAUGGCUCAGUUUCCCUUCCCACAACUGGCAGAAUUAAGGGAGAAAUACACGUACAACAUUACUCCUUUCCCUGCAGCAGUAAAAUCAACUUCACUUUCAGGAAGGCUAGGCAGAACCAGAGACAGUGAUGAGGAGAAUGACCUAGAUGAUGAAGACUCAAUUGCCAAUGCAAUUGGCUGUCUUGGACCAUUAAGUGGGUUUUUGGCACCAGAGCUCCAAAAAUACCAAAAACAGAUGAAAGAUCAGAAUGAAGAACAAAGUCUUGGUUCCAGUAACAUUGCGGAAUUAAGUCCAGGAGCAAUAGACUCUUGCCGAAGCGAGUAUCAUGCUGCUUUUAACAGCAUGAUGAUGGAGCGUAUGACCACUGAUAUUAAUGCACUGAAAAAGCAAUAUACCAGAAUAAAGAAAAAGCAGCAGCAGCAGGUUCACCAUGUGUAUAUCAGAGCAGGACCUGAAGAUGAUGACCCUGGGAUUUUUUUAGGUCCCAGGGACCAGCUGAACAAUGACAAAGGGCCAGUUACCAGUCUCCUCCCUUCUCAGGUAAACCAUUCCCCGGUGAUAAACCACCUCCUUCUAGGAAAGAAGAUGAAAAUGAAUAACAGGUCUCUCAAAAAUGCUGUUAUUCACAUCCCAAGUCAUGCUACAGGGAAGAUGUCUCCUAUUCCUCAAGAAGAUCUUAAAACAAAACUGAACUCUCCAUGGCGCACUCACAUACGAGUUCAUCGAAAGAAUAUUGCUAGGGCUAAAGGUCAGCUGGGCUAUGGGGAUACCAUAGGACUAAUAGAUGAGCAGAGUGAGAGCUGUAAAACAAAUAGUCCCAGUGCAAAUGAGGAGACUUCCAAACAUUCUGACUUUGGAGAAGGAGAAGGAGGUGGUUUGGAUGAUAGGACUACUCAAAAAGCGGACCGGCAGUCGUCUGAGCCAGUCUCUACAGACAGCAGUACAAACAUGUCAGUGGUUCAGCUAAAACUGGAAACACUGGAACUCACAUCAGAUAACAAAACCCAUGCUGAGUCAACAUCCCAUCAGUCCAGCCAGCCACGUUUAUCAGAGUCCUCCAGUUCAUCCAACAACAGUGGAAACCCAGCUAAAUCUCCCCAGCCUGGGAACCCAAAGCCACAGGUCUUCAAUCCUUUUCCCAGUGUCAAGCCUCUUCGAAAGUCAGCUACAGCCAGGAAUUUAGGGCUGUAUGGCCCCACUGAAAGAACACCAACUGUACACUUCCCACAAAUGAGCAGAAGUUUCAAUAAGUCUGCAAGUGGCAACAGUGGGACCAGGAAACGAUAAUGUAGUACUUGUCACUCUAUUUCUGACAGCAACAAAAAUUUAUAUUGCUUUUUUUUAAAAAAAAGUGUGCGUGUGUAUGUGUGUCCCAAAGCAUUUCUAAUCUUUUAAGUAAUAGGGACAAAAGUGAUUACCAGAUGUAUAAAUAUGUGUCUUUGAAAAUUGUGCUCCCAUGUUGUUAUGGGAUAGAUUAGUGAAGAUGCGCUCUGGCACCCUAUUGUCGAUUCUGAUGGUUCUGUGGUAAAAACAAACAUUGAUUUGCAGCGUGAAGCAUACUGUUUCUUUAAAUCUAACUCAGACAUAAAAUCACCAGCUGCCUUUAACUCCUCAGCCCCCCGUGGCCGCCUCCUGUCUCUUUCUAAGCUUGAAGGACAAAUCGGUGCAGCAGACAGGUAUGACAGAUUUUAUGACUGUUAGGCAGCUUCCCUAUUAGACCUCCUCAUUAUGCGGUGUGAGUAGCUGGAGAAGCCAUGACUAACAGAAGCACAAGCAGCCCUGGCAGUCAAAAGUACCACUUUGUGUCCAACAUUAACACUUACCUGUGGGCCAUCUGGUUUCAGACAUUCUUGAGCAGCAUUUUGUGCUUUUUUUCCCACAGCAGUCCUCUGCUGAUACUGUUUGUAAUAUAAAUGUAGUCAGUGGGCAUGAGAAUAGCAGACCCAAGUCCAUUUGCAACACUGGUUUGCUCCUUUUCUGUUACAUAUGUACAUACAUAUGUUUAUUUCUGUUACUGCUGGAGAGUUGCAGCACUGCAAAAUUAGGAACAACUAUAUGUGUAGUUGUAUGAAUAUUAUGGCACAUCUUGGCUUCAGUGGAUUUAAAAGCCGUUAUCUAGAUUACAGACUUGUAAUUAAAUCAUAUUUGCCAGCUUAGUGGUAGGUAAAAUAUAUGAAUGUUCCAAAGUAGUUUAGGGUUUAUAAUUGUGUAAAUAGAGUGAUUAGAUACUUAGGGUGCCACUUAUUAAAAUCCAACACAUCAGCCACUAUCUAAGUGGGAAGGACCCAUGGGACUGCCAUGGGCUUUCAUGGUUUGGUUCUGUUUUGGUGUGGAAGGGCAACAGCAAAGCAAUAAGCUGUGUAUUUACUUCCAAAUCAAAAAAGCAGCGCUAGUGGAUACCGUAAGACAAGUAUUUUUUUUUCCUCAAUAUAUUAAACAGUGCAGGCAGAGAAACUAAAUGUUGAUAAUUCAACUUCAGGUUUGCAAAAUCACGUGCUCGAGCUCCAAGAAAUUCAGGUUGCUCUUAAGACGUUACAGCUCUGCCGAAACUGGAUGUAUUGGUUGUGUUUCAUUACCUUUUGUUUCCAAGUUUCCCCUGACAUGAAAGUGACAUUCUUUUAAACUGGAGUAAAAGCAAUAAUGAUGAAUCAGUCCCAGAUUUUGCUUCCUCUUUUAAAAUUCUUUGUUAAUUUUUCAAAUUAAUAUAUCAUCAUCUAUUUAUUAAUGUAUCCCAUAACCUAUUGGAUGCGAUACCAGUUUUACUGUAUACCAUAAUUUAUAAGCUGUACAAUAUUCCCUGUUUACUGUUGUGGAGACAGAUUUAUUUUGUUGUUGUUUUAUACAAGUAUAUGCACAUAAAAUAAUACACAAGUAUGAACACUACAAACAGAAAACGGAUGUAAAUCAGUUCUUGCCCCUGCCUUAUUUUCAGGCUAUAGUAGUAUUGUCACUAAUGAUUAUUUAUAGUGCUAAGUAAAUUUAAAAUAAUGUAGAAUUUAGUCACAGAUCAUGGACUGUAUGAGAACUGUUUCUGCCUUGAUUUAGAAGAAAUGGACUUCUCAAAAUUUUACUGUGAAUCAUUCUCCCGGAUUUUUCUUAGCUUUAGUGUAUCAUGGAGCUGUAUACUGAACCAGUAAAAAUAAAAAGGACUGUCAUUCUGCAAAAACUGCUAAAA
This is a messenger RNA of Falco peregrinus (peregrine falcon), 4650 nucleotides long. It is a transcript of the gene TBC1D30, whose product is annotated as TBC1 domain family member 30. The coding region runs from base 159 to 2762 and encodes 867 amino acids. The transcript is spliced from 14 exons. NCBI's taxonomy places the organism in Eukaryota, Metazoa, Chordata, Aves, Falconiformes, Falconidae. The record is from RefSeq and is a predicted model, not a curated record. Gene Ontology annotation, cellular component: endoplasmic reticulum.